AUGAGUAGUGCCGCGGUGCCUGCCAAAGGCCCGUUUCCCGUGAACGGCCUGCUGCCGAAGCAGGCGACGCAUGCCGAUGCGUUCCUGAAGCGCUUCCCCGAGUACGAUGGCCGCAACGUGCGUGUUGCGGUGCUGGAUACCGGUGUGGAUCCCGCAGCACUCGGCCUCGAUGGGCCGAACAAGGUGGUGGAUGUGAUCGACUGCAGCGGCGCCGGCGAUAUGCCGCUGCAGCCGGUCGAGGCGCAGCCCGCGCACGACGGCGCGGCGCUCGCGCUGACGUCGCCCACGACGAAGCGCACGCUGCUCGUGUCGCCCGAGUGGAAGAACCCCACCGGGGUGUGGAAGGUCGGCACGAAGCGCGCGUACGACCUGUGGCCGACCGAGCUCGUGAAGCGCCGCAGCGAGCAGCGCAAAAAGGCGUUUGACGUGAGCCAUGCCGCACUCCUCCAGGCCGCGCAGCGCGAGCUCGCGCAGUUUGAGCAGAGCGGAGUGAAGGACGCGCUCAAGAAGGACGAGCUGUCUGCCCGCAUUGCGCUUCUGCGCGACCUGCAAAAAUCCUGGAAGGACGCCGGGCCGAUCGUCGAGGCAGUCGUCUUUCACGACGGCAGCCACUGGCGCGCGGCCGUCGGCGGCGGCGAGGGCGACGCGGCGGACCCCGCCUCGGGCGAGCCGGACGCGGUGCGCACGCCCGAGCUCGACCUGCGUGGCGCCAAGUGCCUGACCGACUUUCGCACCGAGCGCGAGUGGUCGUACUUUGGCCAGAUGGACCUCUUGACGUACACGGUGAACAUUUUGGACGACGGCGCGCUCCUGUCGCUCGUCACGCUCAGCGGGACGCACGGCACGCACGUCGCGGGCAUCAUUGCCGCCCAGACCAACGAGGCGGCGACGAACGGCGUCGCGCCCGGCGCCGAGAUCGUGAGUCUGCGCAUCGGCGAUGCGCGCCUCGCGAGUAUGGAGCAGGGCCAGGCGCUGCUGCGUGCCGCGCAGGCGAUGAUCGACACCAAGUGCGAUGUCGCCAACAUGUCCUUUGGCGAGGACGGCGCGCUGGGCAUCGAGGACAAGGGCGCGUUUGCCGAGGCGCUGCACAAGGUCAUCCGCGAGCACGACGUGUGCUUUGUGAGUAGCGCAGGAAACGACGGGCCCGCUUUGUCGACCGUCGGCCAGCCUGGCGGAACGACGUCGGGCGUGCUGAGCGUCGGCGCGUACGUCACCGACGGCGAGAUGCAGCAGGCAGAGUACGCGCUCGUCGAGUCGGACGUCAAGUCGAGCGUCACGACGUGGUGCUCGCGGGGCCCCGCGGCCGACGGCGAUGCGGGCGUCUCGAUCUACGCGCCGGGCGCUGCGAUCACGUCCAUCUGCCGCUACGCGCUGCAGUCCAAGCAGCUCAUGAACGGCACGUCGAUGAGCAGCCCGAAUGCGGCCGGCGCGGUCGCGCUGCUCGUGAGCGGCCUCAAGGCGCAAGGGCGCCGCGUGUCGCCUGCGCGCGUCUUUGCUGCGAUCCGCGAGACGGGUACCGACGUCGGCGACGCGCUCGGCGUGCGCUUCCUCAACGUGAACAAGGCGUGGGACUACCUCGAGGAGCACGCCGACGAGCCGUACGGCGACGCCGACUUCCGCGUGCGCGUCACGCCGGCCGGCAAGCCGCCAGGCAGGGAGACGGACCUGCGUGGCAUCUACCUGCGCGAGGCCGAGGAGACUUCGCGCCUGAACCAGUUCAGCAUCACGGUCGCGCCGACAUUUAAGCUCGCCGAGACCGAGCGUGCAUUCGCACUCGAGAUCCGCGCGCGCCUCGAGGCGAGCGCGCCGUGGAUCUCCGUGUCCGAGUUCCUGGUCCUUGGCUCGAACGGCCGCACGUUUGAGGUGCGCAUCGCGGCGGACACGCUGCCGCCGGGCCUGCACGUCGGCUGGGUGCGUGCGUACGACACGGACGCGAAGAAGGCAAAGCUGUUCGAGGUGCCGGUCACGGUGACCAAGCCGCAUGUCCUGCCGUCGCCGACGUACACCUACCCGCCGGUGCACCUCGAGGCCGGCGCGAUCCGCCGCGAGUUUGUCAAGGUGCCGGACGGUGCGACGUGGGCCGAGGUGCGCGUCUGCAGCCGCAACCACGACGUGCGCAGCGCGAAUGUCAAGUUCUGGCUGCACCUCUUGCAGCUCGUGCCGCAAGCGCGCCGCAGCGCGAUUGAGCACUCGUUUGUCUUUGCGCUGAACGAAAACGAGCCGGUGGUCAAGCGCGUGGCCGUCGAAAGCGCACGCACGAUCGAGAUCUGCGCCGCGCAGUUCUGGGCGAGCCGCGCAGGGUUUGACUUGGAGCUCCAGGUGGACUUCCACGGCCUCGACGUCGGCGCGACGCUCCAGGCGCCGAUCACGCUCGUGAGCGGCGAGGGAAUGCACCGCCUCACGGCGACGAGCCGCCUGCGCAUCGAAGAGUGCAAGCCGACUGCGACGCUCGACACGCGCCGCUCGUUUGUGCGGCCGACCAAGAGCGAGGUACGUCCGCUCCUUGCGCCGCGCGACCGCGUGCCGUCCGGCCGUCAGCUGAGCGAGCUCGUGCUGCAGUACCCCCUUGCGGUGAAGGAGGCGAGCGGCGUGACGUACCGCCUGCCGAUCUCGGGCAACCUGUACGACUCGGGCGUGUCGCUCCUGACGCAGCUCGUCGACCAGGACAAUGCGACGGUGCACUUUGGCGACGUCUAUCCCAAGGAAGUGUCGCUGCAAAAGGGCGACUACACGCUCUAUGCGCAGGUCCUGCACGACGACGACGCGGCGCUCGAGCGCCUGCGCCACAUGCCGCUGUCCGUCGACGAGAAGCUGAGCAAGCCCAAGGAGGUCGCGCUCGACGUGUACGCCGACCACGUCGACGCGCUCGGCACCGCCGAUGCGCCCAAGCUCGACAUGGUCAAGCUGUUCCCGGGUGAGCGCCGUGUCUUGUGCAUCGACACGCACCUCGAGGGCGACAGCCUGCCGCCGUCCGCGGCGUCGGGCGACCUGUUGCUCGGCACGCUUGCGCUCGGCGCGCACGACAAGCACCCUCUGCGCCUCGUCGUGCCCCCGGCGCCGGCCAAGACCGGCGACGAGGAUGCGCCGGACGCGCCGCGCCUCCCUGCGCUCCUCGCCGGCGUCGCGUCCAAGCUGAGCGGCGAGCACAAGAGCCAGUUUUUGGCCAAGCUCGUCGCAGAGCACCCUACGGACCUCGACGUGCUCCUAGCGCAGCUCGAUGCGACCGACGCGGACAAGGCCGAGGACGCGGACAGGGCGCUCGCCGCAGCCGACGCGCUCCUUGCGACGAUCGACGAGCAGGCGCUCCUCGUCUAUCUCGGCGCCAAGCACCCGCCCAAGGCCGAGCAGAGCGACGAGGACAAGGCGCUCGCCAAGCAGCGCGAGGCCGAGCAGCGUGCGCUCGAGCUUGCGCUUGUCCGCAAGACGCGCGCGCACCUCGCCCAGGGCGACCGCGCGGCGUUUGACGCGGCGGUGCAGCACGCACGCAAGUUUUUGGCCGACACCGGCAGCGGCUCCAAGGCGCAGGCGAUGCAUGCUAACAUGGUCAUCGAGUGGCACAUGCACCACGAGCGCUAUGCACAGGCGCUGCAGCUCCUGCGCAAGCAGCUCACCGAGCUCGGCAACGGCACGCGCGAGUCGGCCGCCGAGCUGCGCCGCGCCAAGGACCUGCAGCUUGCGCUGCUCGACAAGCUCGGCUGGGGUCUCUGGCAGCACCACCACGCACGCUGGACGUGGCUCGGGCGCAACGAGGGCCCGGCUCCGUUCUAG
Malassezia japonica is the source of this 3768-nucleotide messenger RNA. RefSeq names its product tripeptidyl-peptidase II. The record is from RefSeq and is a predicted model, not a curated record. Bases 1 to 3768 code for a protein of 1255 amino acids. Gene Ontology annotation, molecular function: tripeptidyl-peptidase activity; serine-type endopeptidase activity. Gene Ontology annotation, cellular component: cytosol. The transcript has a single exon. Lineage: Eukaryota; Fungi; Basidiomycota; Malasseziomycetes; Malasseziales; Malasseziaceae. Gene Ontology annotation, biological process: proteolysis.